UGGCAUCACAAAAACAGAGGGAGAUAGCGGAGUUGAGAAGUCAACUGCAGACGUCACACAAACCACCAGUUCAGCGAGGGAGGGAAGCAACGACUGUCUCUAGCCCCAAGGAUGAGAAAGCUCUGUAUGAUGCUGCUACAGAGGAGAUGUGUCUGCAGUGAGAAGACUUCUGGCCUCUAAUGUCAACAUCAACUGUACACCAUAUCCUCAAUGGCUGGACUCCACUGAUGAGAGCAUCAUUUGAUGGACAUGUUGAAAUUGUGAGACUACUGAUUGAGGCUAAGGCUCAGCUCAACAUACAGGAAAAGGAGGAUGGUGCCACAGCUCUUCACCUGGCAGCUCAAGAAGGCAAAGCUGAUGUAGUGAGACUACUGACUGAGGCUGGGGCACAGCUGGACAUACAGAGAACAGAUGGGACGACUCCUCUCUUCAUUUUGCCAGUCAAAGGGACACAGUGAAGUGGUGGAUAUCCUACUGAGGAAUGGAGCUGGUGUGGAUAGAGCUGAUGACAAUGGGGCGACUCCUCUCUUCAUUGCCAGUCAAAAUGGACACAGUGAAGUGGUGAAUAUCCUACUGAGGAAUGGAGCUGGUGUGGAUAGAGCUAUGAACGUAAGUCAAUCAUCAGUCACUGCAUGACA
Molecule: messenger RNA, 638 nt
Organism: Geodia barretti
Lineage: Eukaryota; Metazoa; Porifera; Demospongiae; Tetractinellida; Geodiidae
Source: the annotation of a GenBank genome assembly